Molecule: messenger RNA, 2022 nt
Organism: Daucus carota subsp. sativus
Lineage: Eukaryota; Viridiplantae; Streptophyta; Magnoliopsida; Apiales; Apiaceae
Product: F-box/FBD/LRR-repeat protein At4g26340-like
Exons: 3
Coding region: 168-1670 (500 amino acids)
Molecular function (GO): protein binding
Source: RefSeq, a predicted model, not a curated record
UCCAAAAAAAACAAGUGAGCUCGGUUACCCCACACCCUUUCCUGAGUCCUGACGCAUGAACUCCCCUCAGACGACAUAAAUUUAUAUCCCAUUUCAUACCAUCAUAAGCCCCCUUUUACCAGUAAUCAGUAAACCCUCGAGACCCAUGAAAAUUGGGUCACCAAAAAAUGAACAGCAAGCUCAAAAUCACAAACCCAAAUGGAGAAGACAGGCUCAGCAGCUUACCUGAUGAAUUAAUUUAUCAAGUCCUUUCAUUUCUUGGCACUCGACAAGCGGUUCAGACAAGCAUUCUCUCCAAGAGAUGGAAGCGUAUGUGGACUACUCUCCCUGUCCUCUCCUUUGAUGGGUAUGAUCAGCUUUUCCCAUACACUCAUUCUGGUAUCAUCAGAUUUAUUGACCAUGUUUUGGAAAAUCGAGACCAAGAUACCCAUGUUUCUUGUUUCAAGUUUCUUGCUGUUUAUCCGUUUCCGCCUAAUUUUGUUAGAAGGUUGAUUAGCUAUCCAAUUGACCAUAAUGUUGAAGAGCUCGAUAUCGAUUUGCAGUUCCAUCGUUAUAAGCCGUUUAAGUUAUCGACAUUUAGUUCUGAUACCUUACUGAAACUUAAGUUAAAGGUGCCUCUUGACUUUGAUGAAUCAUUGCGAACAGAUUCUAAGUGGGUCUUGCCAGCUUUAAAGACUUUGCAUUUGAUACGCCCGCCACAUAUGUCAAGUUACAAGUUACCUGGAUUUUGUUUGAUAUGGUUGCCUAGUUUGACAACUCUGUGUCUUGAUGGCAUUGAGUUGCCGGAGUCUUUUUCGUCUAUUAGGGUGCCUAAUCUGACAACUCUCCGUAUGAAAAGGUCCAAAUUGCCGGUAAAAGUGUGGGAUUUACCAGGUUUACUAAGUUUGGAACUGGAUGAGGUAGAUUUACCUGCGAACAUGAGUGAUUUCUUCUCUGCACUUGUGAGUGUGCGGGAUAUCACAAUAUAUUUCACUGGAACGUGUAAACAUCUUUGGAAUAUAUCUUGUCCCGAAUUAGUGCACCUCAAGAUCUGUACCAACUUUGCAUAUGUAAGCUGGAUCCAUGAAAUAGUGGUUUUGUCAGACAAGCUCCGCGAACUUUCUUUUGUUGGUAUCUUUAUGGUCUCGUUAUAUGUUCAUGAAUUGGAGAAUGUAUCUAUAAAAUUAUGGGAUACAGUUGACUUCAAAUAUGCAACAUGGGAAGAGAAGAAAGUACAUUAUCGUCAUGUCGUACCUAUGUUUUCAAAACUGGGUAGUGCCAGGACUCUUACUCUCGACUCUGCUAUAAUUGAGGCACUUCAUUCAGUUAACAACCUUUUGGGACGUGUUCAUUCUCCAUUCAGAAAUUUGAAGUAUGUGAAACUGCCUCAAGGAUAUACACAAUUUAGUAUAUCCACUACCCUCAGUAAAUACUUACUCGGUGGCAAUCGAAGAGCCACUAUUGUCACAACAUUGCCCCAGAGAAAGUUGAAUCAUCAAGUGGUGCCAAACUCCUCGACGUCGCAAAAGGUCUGUGUUGAUACUGUGGAGAAGAGGGUUCGAGUAGAGCAUUUGGUCGAGAAUUCUGUUGUAGAAGCUGGCAAGGUGAGACAGAUUGGUUGUCCAGUUGAAGGAAGUGGGACAGGAAAUGACCAGGCAAGCUCUUCUAGAGUAAAUGGUGAUUUUGAGUAAUAGCAGGGCCACUACUCGGAGUUUGGAGGGCUACUUGAUCUCACUGUGAAGUCCUUUUGAUCAUUUCAUUGCCAAAAUUGAGAUAAUCUGUACACCGAAGCUAAAUAUGCUUUGCACCUUAGUGAAAGACUUUUUAUGGAUUAAAAUGACUGAUUUUACCAGUGAGUUUGUUACCCGGGUCAAGGGAUCAGGGAUCUACAAGUUGUCUUGCAGAAAUGGUUCUUCUGCACUUUCUAUUGAGCGGUAACGAUGUUUUUUCUCGUACCGGGGACAGUUGUUUGGUUUCCUUGGUACUUUUAAAAGUUUUAUACAAUUCACAUAAGCAUUUAGUAGCAUGUUUUAUUUUGAGUUC